AUGUCUGAAAGCGAAACCAGUGGUUCCGAAGAGUAUUUCGAUCGGAUGACAAGUGACUCUGAAAUUGAGUCUGAUGUACGUAGUCUUAGAGAAAACGACUAUGAACCUGAGGUUGAUAAAGCUUUACUAACUCUCUCCCACCCGGCUGCCCCUUCUGACAAUGAUUUCGAAAUGGAGAAUUUAGAUCGGAUGACAGGUUACUCUGAAUUUGACUCGGAUCUAAGUAGUUUUGAAGUUGGAUACUGUGAAUCUGAAGAUGAUAUGGAUUUUUCAAGUCUAACCUCCCUCUCUAGUUCUGACGAUGAAGAGUAUGAACCUGAACAUGAUGUGGUCACUCCCUCCACCUCGGCUGCACAUUGUCACAGUGAUGACGAAAUGGAAGAUCGGUACUACCGGGAAGUUUUUUCAUUAGAAGAACCUCAACCUUUUCCUUUUCCUUUUCGUGAGGUACCUGGCCCAAAACAUAUGCCACCUCCCGAUUCUCCUCCUAUCGCAUAUUUUUAUCUGUUUUUCACUAGUACUUUGCUGUCUCUUAUGGUGGAGGAAACCAAUCGAUAUGCGCAGCAAGAGUUAAAUCGCAUGGGAAAUAAUGUACCGUCCCAUUUGAAGAAAUGGACCAAAGUCUCUGUUUCAGAGAUGAAAGGAUUUCUGGCGUGUAUUUUAAAUCUGGGUCGCAAAAAAUCAUCAGAUCCAGCUAGAUACUGGUGCACUUCUCCCAUCCAAUCCGCUUCGUGGUUUCGGGAAAUGUUAUCUAAACAGCGUUUUUGUCAAUUACUAAGUUUCUUCCAUGUCGUCGAUGACAGCAAGUUGCCUGGAAUUGGAGAAUUGGGAUAUGAUCCGUGUGCCAAAUUCCAACCUCUUUUGAAUCAUUUGAACAGAGUCUCCCAACACUAUUACACUCCUCAUCAGGAAAUAUCCAUUGACGAAAUCUAUAUGGGUUUCAAAUUCUGGAUGAUGAUCGACUCAGUAUCUAGCUACUGCUUGGGAUUUUUCCCUUCUGAACGGGCCGAGUCUCAGCAGGAGGAUCACAGCAUCUCAGAAUUAGGUUUAGGCUGUACUGUUGUGCAAAAACUGCUCGAGAUUGAUAUUUACCUGAACAAAGGGUACCAUUUCUUUAUCGACAGAUGUUUCAUGUCGGUUCCCCUUGUUCACCGUUUGUAUUCUCUACAGACUUAUGUCACUGGAACUGUUCGGGGGAACCAGAAAAUGCUACCCAAACAGUUCAAGAAGAACUUUGCAGACAAAGAAACAUCGUAUUUCCGAUCUGGUCCCUUGUUAGCCUGCGGCUUUAAAGAGAAGCAGUCACAAAUGAACCCUAUCUUUAUAUUAUCUAGCCACGCAUGGGCACGAGAUGUAGAAAUAAUUAGAAAUGGAAAGGCUAAAAUAAAGCCAGAAAUAAUUCAAAAUUAUAACAAAUAUAUGAGUGGAGUCGAUAUAUCCGAUAUGGUGUUAUAUACAGGUUAUGAUAAAAGUAAAUCAAUGAAGUAUUGGAAGAAUUUAGCGUUCAACGUCAUAGCCAGAAUGGCGUUGAAUAGCUACAUGCUUUACAAAGAAAAGUUUGCGGGACCAGGGAAAGUGAAAUCUCGAGACGCGUAUCACGUGGCCGUAAUCGAGAGUUUGGCGGAGGAGUGGAUGGCCACAAAGUCGACUACGAACAACUCUCAAGAAUCAGAGGAUGGAGAAACUUCCGGAAAGAAGGAAAGCCCGUAG
Molecule: messenger RNA, 1710 nt
Organism: Centruroides sculpturatus (bark scorpion)
Lineage: Eukaryota; Metazoa; Arthropoda; Arachnida; Scorpiones; Buthidae
Product: piggyBac transposable element-derived protein 4-like
Exons: 1
Coding region: 1-1710 (569 amino acids)
Source: RefSeq, a predicted model, not a curated record